Messenger RNA from Striga asiatica, 507 nucleotides. The record is from the annotation of a GenBank genome assembly. Lineage: Eukaryota; Viridiplantae; Streptophyta; Magnoliopsida; Lamiales; Orobanchaceae.
AUGGCGGCAAGUGGCUCGGACUGGACACCGAUACCGCCAAGAUGGCAUCAAGGGCGAUUAGGUGUGGCUUGCUUGACCAGGGAAAGAGAAGACGUCCCUCAAAGCCCCAUUAACGUAAAAGAAGUCGAUCCCUACGAACACAAGCAAGCUGCUACAGAAUGUGAACAAAGUCAAGAAGAUGGAAUCAACUCAAUAGAAUUAGGUAUUUUAUAUGACUUCCGAAGUGACCGAACAAAGUUAAGGCUCGAUAUAAUUGACCCGAAUUCCAGAUCCCUGACUAAUGGUAGGGGGCCCCGCCCAUUAUCGGCUGAGAUGCCGAUAGCACCUACUGAGAUCAGAGUAGUUGGCCUAGAAGGCUCCUUCAAAGGUCCAGGAUUCGAACCUAUAUUUCCUGAGCCUAGUGAGAUAACCUCUUACUCUACCCCGCGUUGCAUUAAGAAAGAGAGUGGUCGGUACUCUACCUCAUGCCAGAGCUCCACCUUAGCUCGGUUCGAUAUCGCUAAAUGA